Messenger RNA from Alosa alosa (allis shad), 3584 nucleotides. RefSeq names its product zinc finger protein 629-like. Bases 934 to 2901 code for a protein of 655 amino acids. NCBI's taxonomy places the organism in Eukaryota, Metazoa, Chordata, Actinopteri, Clupeiformes, Clupeidae. Gene Ontology annotation, biological process: regulation of transcription by RNA polymerase II. The transcript is spliced from 5 exons. Gene Ontology annotation, molecular function: RNA polymerase II cis-regulatory region sequence-specific DNA binding; DNA-binding transcription activator activity, RNA polymerase II-specific. The record is from RefSeq and is a predicted model, not a curated record. Gene Ontology annotation, cellular component: nucleus.
CCAUGGUGAUAUAGCGACACUAAAACAGAUCCACUUCCGUGUCACAGCAUACCCUGGCUAACCCACUAAUCGAGAUUAGUAUACCCCACAGGUCUGACUAAAUAAACACAAAUGGCAAUGAACCAAGACACGUUUUGCACAUCUGUUGCACAUGAAAGAAAGAAAACCAUCUGUAUAAAGACUUGGAAAAUGGUCCCUAAGAAGGAUUGUUGAAAUAGCCUUUUUAAAAAGUUUAGAAAAUAUGAAAAAAGUCUGUAUUUUGGAAUACCAACCAAGAAAAUGGGCAUCUGCUAUGACUCACCUACUAGGUUAAUAUUUAUUCGUUAUUUAUGAAUGAAAUAAUAUGUAUUUAUUCAUUCCAUACCCCUUUCACACAGACAACUUGUACACAAAUGUGCCAUCAAACUACACACAUACUAAAUGUAUGACUAAUUUAAUUGUUAUUUGAAAUGACUGCCCUUAGGCCUAUAGUUUUGAGUUAAAACAGUCCCUAUGUUGCAUUUACAGUUCAGCAAAUUGAUAACUCAUAAAUCUCCGAUGUGGACAGCUCACAUCAUUGCAAUGCAAGCGUUGAUUCAGUAUCUGUGAAGGUCUACAAAAAUAAUAAAGUUAGCAUCUGCUAACUGACUCAUCAGUGGUGCAUUCUGGAUGUGAUGUUAUGUGAACAUGCAUUGCCGAGCUACUAAGGGUAAUUCGUAUGCCUAAACUAGAUAAAAUGUGUUGAGUUGUUGUGGCAUGUUUACAUAAAGGAUGGAGUUGGAUUUGCAGGUCAAGCGAUUGGCUGCCUAAACUGAAUGCAGGGAACCAAUCAGCAUCAAGAAUCUCUUCAACGCAUGCACAGCAGAGAGGUAGGGGAAAGAGGAGAUUCCAGCCUGUCUUUCACAGUAGAGCUCUAAACUCCAUAUUACAUCUGGACGUAGUGAACACGGAGAGAUGGCCGAUAAACCGCCACCUAGAAAACAGCCAAAGAGGAUAAGAUCAGAGGAACAGAAACUGAAGAAGAAAGGAUAUGACUUGGCAAGGGCGAAGAGUCGCGUGAACAUCGGCGUGGGGUUUCAGCGGUGGAGGAACCUCAGAGAACUGAAAUGCAUGAAGACAGACGAAGAUCUUGCUCUUUUCCUGCUAGAUUGUUUUGAUCAGAAUUCACUGUCACCAGGAAUUGCACUAAGAGUUCAGAGCAUCGUAGCUGCUGUGCCUGGGCCUACACCUGUAAAGAGUGAGGAGUUGAACCACAGCAGUGCAGACGAGGUUGUCGUGAAGUUGGAGUGCCUGCUGCAGCUGUUCAAGGAGUGCCUAGCGUGCUGCAGCGAAUGCAGCAUCAGUACGGAGCGCGACGGAUGGUUCUUCUACGUCACCCAGAAGUGUCAACAGUGCCACUACAGCAGGAAUUGGGCGAGCCACCCGACGGACCAGAUCAUCAGCGACCCAGCAGAGAAUCAUGAGGUUGUUAAUGAGACGAUGGGCCCGUCUUUUGGGAACUCGGACACCGAGUCUGCCGAGGAAGAGGGGGAUGAUGUUGUGACUGUCAUAUAUGAUGGCUCCGACGACAGCAUGGACGGCCAGAGAGAAACUAACACGGAGGAUAAAGAUGAUCCCGCUCUCUCUGGGGUAGCAACGACUGUCAAAGACAGUGAUGAGGAGGAGGAGGAAGAUGAGGAGGAUGAAGAGGAUGAGGAUGACGACAGCGAUGAGGAAUGGGUCAUGAAGUCCAAGAAGUUUUGGUCUCCACUUGGGGCGGCGGAAGGUCCUGCUGCUGCGUCAUCGGAGCGGUCUGAAGCCAGCAGAGAGGCGGAACACGAGCCCCCCAUGGUGUGGUGCAACAACUGCAACACCGAGUUCACGCGCAGCUGCUACAGGCUGCGCCACAAACGCAUCUACGGCUGCAUCCAGUGUGGCACCAAGGACGUCGCCAACACCACAACCACCAGCACCGCUGGCAACUCGGACGCCAACACUCCAAAUAGCAACCAGGACGUCGCCAACACCACAACCACCACCAGCACCGCUGGCAACCCAGACGCCAACACUCCAAAUAGCAACCAGGAUGUCGCCAACACCACUACCACCACCAGUGCUGGCAACCCAGAGUCGAACAACCAAGAAAUCACCACAAACACCACCACUAGAAAUGCAGAGCACGGGGCACUAAACUUCCAGGACCUGGCUGUGUGCUUCGGCGACCUGCACAGUUUCCAGAAGCACGCACGGCAUUGCCACGGCAUCAAGGAGUUUCGGGACCCCUGCCCAGACUGCGGCAAGUUCAUCACCUUAAGGAACAAGGUCAGUGGUGGCCCCCCACACAUCUGCGAGCACAAGGCCCGGCCCAACUCCUGUCUGGUGUGCGGAAAGGGUUUCGCCAGCCAGAAGGGCCUGCUCAGUCACAUGACCUGGGUUCACCUGAAAGGCAAGCCCAACAUAGUGCGCUGCAACUACUGCCUCAAGCGCUUCACUUUCCGAAAGCAGAAAAUCGAGCACGAGAAGGUCCACCAGAACGAAGAGCUGAAGUUCUCCUGUCCUCACUGUCCACUGCGGUUCCCAGACUGCUACGCGCGGAGCGCGCACAGGAAGACGCACCGCGUGUUCAACACGUUCACGUGCAAGGUCUGUAACAGGACCUUCAAACAGGCCUGCAAGCUGGAGCGCCACAUGGCCGUCCACACGGGACUGAAGCCCUACACCUGCAAACUGUGCGACCGCUCCUUCAACCAGUCAGGCCAUCUCAAGUCCCACAUGCGUGUCCACACGGGGGAGAGACCCUUCAAGUGCCAGGACUGUGGGCAGUGCUUCAACCACAACGUCAGCCUCAAGAACCACAUCCAGCGUAAGCACAAACCCCGAGCCGGGGAGUGGACCUCGGGCGAGGAGGAAGACCGAGGAGACCUGGGGUCUGGACUGAAUUGAACGCUGUGUGACUGAACUGGAGAGUCCAGAGCGCUCCACUGUUUAAAUGUGAAGGACAGGGUCAGACUGACCAAGAGGUGCCUUGCAGUGCAGUAGGUCUCGUCAGUCUGUUUAUAGGGCCUUUGAAAGCACCAGUGUCACGAAACGUGGCUUCGUGUCUCUGAAGGGUAGUAAUAUUCUGGGGCGUGUUUCCCAAAGCCAUAGUUGCUAACUAAGUAAGCAACUUUGUUGGUUGCACUGCAAUUUCCCAUAGCCAACCAACUAAGUUGGUAACAGGUUAGCAACUAUGGUUUUGGGAAACGCACCCCUGACUGAAUGGGGGUACCUCAUGUUUGAAGGGUAGUAGUAGUCUGACUGAAUAUGGGAUGCCUUCCUGUGAAGGGUAGUAGUAUUCUGACUGAUUAGGACAGAUCCUGAAUCAGAGCCACGAUGAAGAACCAUUCAUUCAGAUGCAAAUAUGGGGUAAACUAAUGGACUGUACAGCUGGGAGUUUUGUGAGGAGAAAUGGACAUUAAAAAGAUUGGUUCUCAUGUUUUUCAUUGUACAUAGAACAUAUGCCUGUCUAGUUCAUUAUUGCACCUCAAGUGCCUGAUGUAUAGAGAUGACAUUGGUGUUUCUACAACAUAAUUGUGUAAAAUGUUUUCAUGUUUUUUGAUACUAUUUAAAAUAAGAGUUUAUAUUGA